This is a messenger RNA of Drosophila kikkawai, 2105 nucleotides long. It is a transcript of the gene meru, whose product is annotated as meru. The record is from RefSeq and is a predicted model, not a curated record. NCBI's taxonomy places the organism in Eukaryota, Metazoa, Arthropoda, Insecta, Diptera, Drosophilidae.
AAGGAUACGCCGUCCAGUUAUUUGUUGUGCUCCGUUGUUCCUGGCAACCCGAACCUCCGAGCCGAGUCUCGCAGGACCUGUGUGCCGUGUGCGGCGAAUUUGAAUGCUAGUUGCUAGCGGCUUUCGAAUCUAGAGUGCCAGGCGCGACAGGGACGGCAGCACUAGCACCUGUCCAGAUCUAGACAAAUUUUUAUAUACACUCUCUCCUAUAUUAUCCGGCCGGUAGGCGGCAGAGCAGCGCGGCCAGCGACGACGCCGACGUCGGCUCACCUUACAUAGCCGCAAAUUCAAAUUUGAACUUCAGUCAAGUGUCAAAGCUCAAAGGAUUAGCAUGUCCUUGCGGGCUGGAGGAUGUGUGAAGCGGCAGUGAAGCAUAGAAACCACCAGCCUUAGAUCAAGCCAAAAACUGAGCAAAGAAAAACCAAAGGAUCUAACAGAAAAAGUGAAAAAUUGCAGUGGAGUUUCAGAGAAAAGGAAAAGGAGACAAACGUUGCCAAUUAGCGAGAGAGGUUUUUACCUCCAAUACGGCAUUAGGAAUAUGGCGCCGCAGCAGCAAAACUCGACAUUUAUCGAUGAUAAUCUGGACAGCUGUCCAUCGCUAUUGAAUCUACCCGAGAGUCCCAUUCUGCCCACCCGUCGUCGUUGUCAAAAUCAAGACUUCAAUAGCAACAACAACAACAAUAAUCAGAAUAAUAAUAAUAAUAAUAAUGAUAAUAAUAAGAGGACUGCAUUCGUGGAGCCAGCGCCUAAUCCCGUGGCAUGCAAAAAUAAACACGGCAGGGAAAACGGAAACGUUGGCCAGGCCAGUCGUCGCCAUCGCUCCAUUUCCCUCUACGGCGUUAAUAGCACUGUGGAACAGGGUCACAAGGAAAUCCCCAUUUGGAUGGACGAUGGCGAGCCGCGUUACGUAUCGGGAGUGACGAACAAAACGACUUGCGAUGACAUAAUCAAGGCCCUGAUUGAUGACGAACUGAACAAUGGAAAGGACGAGGAGGACGGCGGGAAUUACUGCGGCAACAAGCCAAAAGAUGGCGGCCAGAGGAAUACGAAUACGGCGGUAGCAGCAUCGCGUGACUACGGCGAUUACAUUAUAACGGAAAGUUGGGGCGGCGUUGAGCGGAGCUACGAUGGCAACAUGGCCAUUUUGCCCGUUUGGCGCGCUUGGAGCCGUGUACACAAUGAGCUCCGCAUAUCCCUCAAGCACCGCGAUAACUUCAGAGAUCCAAGGGCAAUGCAAUUAGUGCCUCAUUCCCAGCACUCAAGUUUCUCAAUGAUCAAAUGGCUGAAGAAGCUGCUUCACAUCAAGAAAAGCAAAAAGAAUAUGCCAAAACACCCCAAAACGCCCCCAAAAGUACCCAAUAAAUUGAAGGAGAAGCAGCCAGCGGUGUCCAAUGAGCUCGUUCUGGUUAUAAUGCCAGAUCAGCUCUAUAAGGGCACUGAAAAUGCAGCCAAGGCCAAGCUUUAUAAGCUGGCCGAAAAUCGUGUGUCCAAGCAGCGACAUCGAAGGCGCAGUCGUCACGAGCCAACCAAGGUAUCUGUGGAAACCUUUCUAACGGCCGUUCCCGGCGAGAGCAACAAUAACAAUUAUAAUAUUAAUAAUAAUUGCAUCAGGAGGCGCAAGGAUAAGCCGUUGCGCAACAGUGUUCGCAAUAAGUUGGCCUCCCUGCACGCCGAUAUGAACGUUCGCUAUGAACAGGAGUACGCACUCACCCGUCAGUUGUCCGAAAAGUGCCGAUUAUACCGAUUGCAAAACGAACGGUACAAGGGGCCGGAAAUGGAGGUAUCGGUGGGGCAGCUCCAGCAAAAUAUCGAAGCCUAUGCCGAGGACAUUAUCAAAACGGAACACGAACUGCUGGAACUGAAAAAUGAAAUCCGACACGAUAUAUCACUGAUCAAUAAUUUGAAACGUCUGACCUUGGAGGAACCUGAGGCCGACAAGGUGGAAAAGCCAAAAUUACCACAACCAUCCCAAGAAAUUACACCUCAAGUUGCUAAAAACACGCAGGAAAUGCAGUUUGUUGAUAAUAUUUACGAGUUUUGCGAUAACAAUGCCAGUAUGUUGGUUUAGUUGUCCACUAUAGUUGUAAUCUGUUAAGUUUUGUAAU